AGGGAUUAUAACUUGUUAUUUCCAGUAGCGAUUAGGUAAUAAAACAAUUUGAUUGUAUCUCGUAAAGUUUUAUUAUCGAAAAUAUCAAAUAUAUUGCUACUAAAACUAGUUUUUUUAUAAAUCCACUGAUCCACAUGAUGGAAAAAAGUCGUCUAGUGGACCAUGAAAUUUAUUUUUAAAAUAAUGAUGUUGCAGCUAUUUGACACUUUAUUUGACAGUCACUUUCGGUCAAUCGUCGUCUCGCCACUUGUCACCCCCGCAGGGGCGAAGCCGCCACAAUGAAUACCAUGGACGCCCUCAAAUUCUCUUUUUUAGACGGAACCUUACUACUAACGCGUUCCGAACUACCCCAAAUAAACGACCCCAACGACAUCCUCGUCAAAGUAUCAUUUGCUGGAAUCUGCGGCACCGACCUCCACAUUCUAGCCGGCGAGUACCCUUGUAGAAAAUCAACAGAAAUCAGCCUGGGGCACGAAAUCUCGGGAGUAAUCGUCGAAGUGGGACAAGAUGUCAUCCACUUCGAAGAAGGCGACCACGUCGCCAUAGACCCCAACAGCGGUUGCAAACGUUGCGCUUUCUGCCACGCCGGCAAGCCCCACUACUGUAAACUCGGAUGCACCACCAAUACCAUUGGUAUCUACGUGGAUGGGGGAUGGGCACAGUACUUGGUAUGUCCGGAAGAACAAGUCUACAAACUAAACCCACCCAUAACCCUCGAACAAGCCGUUCUUGCUGAACCCAUAUCUUGCAUGGUACACGGAUGGGAAUUGAUAAGUCCCAUCACUGUGGGUGCGAAGAUCCUGUUGAUGGGUGGAGGAGUAGCUGGGGCUUUAUGGGCCUGCACUUUACAUCUGCAAGGUCACAGGGACGUGAUGAUAUCCGAGCCGAUUCAAAGCCGGCUUGACCAACUCCGGAAACUAAAUACUGGGUUUAAAAUGAUCACUCCGGAGCAGCUGAGGAAGAAUGCGUACGACGAUCCGGGUAGUUAUGCGUUCGAUGUGGUGAUCGAUUGUAGUGGCUCUCCCCCUGCUAUCGAACAGGGAAUUUCGCUUUUAAAUUUUGGGGGAAAGUAUUGUCAGUACGGGGUGGCGCCUCCUAACAGCAGAAUCCAAAUCAACCCUUUUGACGUUUUCUGGAAAGAAAUGAAGAUUUUAGGGUCGAAGAUCAACCCCUAUUGUUUUAAGAAGGCGCUGAGUCUUAUAGAAGCAAUGGGAAACAGAUACUUAAACUACAAAGUGCUGGGAAUCAAGACCUUCCAGUUGAGUCAAUAUAAUGAAGCUAUUGAAACUCUGAAACAAGGUAAAAUUCUGAAGGCGGUCUUCAAAAUAAAUUAAUGAAACGAAAACAGUGCAAAUACCCUAAACAUCUAAGAACAAAAGUAAUAAACGACUUCUGAAAUUUUCAAA
This is a messenger RNA of Zophobas morio, 1406 nucleotides long. RefSeq lists its product as uncharacterized. The transcript is spliced from 7 exons. Gene Ontology annotation, molecular function: oxidoreductase activity; zinc ion binding. NCBI's taxonomy places the organism in Eukaryota, Metazoa, Arthropoda, Insecta, Coleoptera, Tenebrionidae. The coding region runs from base 279 to 1334 and encodes 351 amino acids. The record is from RefSeq and is a predicted model, not a curated record.